UGGUCAAAGUUCCAGGUCCAAAGUCAACAAACAGCCACGGUCUUAAGAUGAAGGACCCUAUCAGCACCUGCUCUUAUAACCAGCUCUACCAGAAUGUGAAGAGAUUUUCAAAAAAUGGGGAGUACUUCUGCAAAGAGCUUAUGACAGUUUUUCAGCAAAGGGCUGAGCUGGAACAUACCUACGCCAAAGGACUACAAAAACUUGCUGGCAAACUCAUCAGGGCCUCCAAAGAAAUGCCAAACAAUUCCACCUACAGCGCCUGGUGUCAUGUGUCAGAUGAGAUGUACUCGAGAGCCGAUGCCCACAGAUCAUUAGGAAAUGCAUUUCAACAGGAGGCAAUUCUGGAAAUACGACAAGUCUUAGACGAGCAUAAUAAGAGGAAGAGGCCUCUUGACAGUGCCAUUGAAAGAACUGGAAAACUUGUUACUGCUAAUUGGAGUGAGCAACUCAAGAUAAAGAAGAAAUUAAAUGGACUAACAAGAGAGCAUGAGGCUUUGUUCAACUUUGUUGAAAACAACAGACAAAUUUGCACAGAAAAAGAAAAACAAAAGAUGCUGAACAGGCUGACUAAGUCAGCAGAGAUGCAGGCGCGGGUGGAUGAGGAGUACUUUAAUAUUAACAUGGAGGGGCAUCAGAUGAGACUCAAGUGGGAAAACACACUGAAAAACUGCUACCAGAUCAUACAGGAGCUGGAGAAACAGCGAAUUGAAGUUCUGUGCAAUACUCUGAAUCGAUACAACCUCCACAUGUCCAGCUUUGGACAGACUCUCAAACAUGGCCAAAGACAGAUAGAACAGACCGUCCAAAGGGCGGACAUGGAUAAAGACAUACAAACUCUGGUGGAAGAAAACAGCAUCACCGCUGACGAUCACAAAACUGAGUUUCUGAUGGCUGAUUAUUUUGAGGAGGACAGCAAAUCAUUAAUGGCCAAAGACCGAAGAAAAGAGGCCGUUAAACUCAAACUCCAGCGCCUGGAGGAAAGCAUUACAAAAACAAAGAAGGAUCGAGAAGGAAUUGAAAACCUGAUGAGAACAUAUUCUGAAAAUCCAUCUUUCUCAAACCAAAAGAACCUUGAGGAAACUGAGCAGCAGAUCGAUGAGUGUACUCUAAAACUGGAUCUUCUCGAGGCCACUCACUACAAACUCUCUGCAUCACUGUCUGAAAUAGAGGGGGGACCCAAGUCCUUUCACCGAUUUCGUGACAGCAUUGUAAAAUGGAAAGAUAAGGACUGUGAGCACAGCGUCGUUCAACUGACUCGUCCAGUCAAACUCAGGAGGGCUCCAUAUAGAUCCCGACGAUCACUGAGAGCUUCAAUCAUUUACAAAGGGCCCUCUCAGUUUGGGACACAGCAGUCUGUGGAGGCUUUACCGAGUGCCACCGACCAAGUCACUUCCACAGCUGUAACACAUGAAACUGCAGCUGCAGAGUGUGUCGGCGCCGUUAACGGAGCCCUGUCUCACACUGAUGAUGACAAAGAACAAGGUCAAACAACAUCAGAGCUGGGCAGUAUAGGAAAAUGCAAGGCCUUGUACAGUUUCACACCUGAACAGGAUGAUGAAUUGGCAUUGACAGAAGGAGAUCUGCUAGACAUUUAUGGAAAGGAGGAUAAUGGUUGGUGGUUUGGCAAACUUAAUGGGAAGACAGGCCAUUUCCCAUCAGCCUACGUUGAGGAGCUGCCUGUGUUGGGCAGCGUCAAAUCAUCUGAUGCCUGAGCGACUUAACUCACCACCAAAUGAACAAAACUCAUCCUGAAUCAAAGAGAUUCACUUCUGCCAAAAAAUCAGUGGCAACAACUAGGAGCCUUGUACCACCUACAACUACUGUAGUGUACUGACUGAUAUGCAUAGCUUUAAAAUGGUUAAUAAAAACAAAAGUAUGCAGUUUAAUAAUACAUGUUCUCCUAGAUCUGAUUUUUUUCAUUGCUUUCCCUGAAGUUUUUUUGACACUGUGAUUUUUUAUACCCAUUGUUUUUAUUUAUGCUACACUGUGUACAGAAAAACAAAUGAAGUUGUAUUUUAAUAGAUUAUAAUGAACGUAAGUGAAAAUGAAGCCCAGGGAAAUGAAACUAUGCUUAUCUCCACCUACUUUAAUCUGGGUAAUGACAUGAGAAAAUUAAACUGUUUACCAUUUACAUGAAUCAUGACCAAUUAUUUUAUUCAUCUUUACUUCUGAAGAGCAUCUACAGUAAACUGGUGAAUUUUUUAAGGAUUUAGAGACAUUUACUCAUGAACACCUGUUCUCUCAAGGCCAAACUCCGGGGUUUGAAAUUAUGCCAAAUAAACAGUUUCCUCAAAACUGCAACACGACCAUGCUCAGACACUUGUGCAUAAAAUUAACACCAGUAUUUAUGUAGUAACAAGUCCAGAUUUUUAUCGAACCUUUAACUUAUUUUAUACAAAAAUGCAUAUUAAAUCCAUAUCUAUCAGUAAUGAAUAAAUAAGGAGUGCUUUACUGUGUCAAAAGACAUGGU
Molecule: messenger RNA, 2470 nt
Organism: Epinephelus moara (kelp grouper)
Lineage: Eukaryota; Metazoa; Chordata; Actinopteri; Perciformes; Serranidae
Gene: nostrin
Product: nitric oxide synthase trafficking
Exons: 16
Coding region: 48-1712 (554 amino acids)
Biological process (GO): signal transduction
Cellular component (GO): plasma membrane; cytoplasm
Molecular function (GO): protein binding
Source: RefSeq, a predicted model, not a curated record